GUAUCGUCCUCAGAAUUUGUUUUGUAAAUGAAAACAUCGUAAUAAAACCAGCGUAAUCUUAAAAUAAAUAAAUAACAUAAUAAAAGGCUCAUCGAAGAACAAUAAAAAACUUAUUUGUUUGUGAAAAUCUUACAUCAUUUUGUGGGUCGAAAUGUGUUCGGAUCGAAGUGUCUGAGUGAAAAGCUGGACUUGAGAGAGUUGACAAGAUGAUUGCUAUGUUUUUUAUUUUCAUAGUAGUAGUUUUCUUUUCGUAUCUGCCCAGUUAUUCAUCAAGAAUUUCACGAACCCUUGGAGGAUAUUUAAUCUCGCUGACUCCUGAAGAGCUCAACCUUCGACAGCAAGUGAAGGACAUGAAGGCAGAGCAGGGCGCCAUCAGCAUGUCUGAGGAGUUUGCCAGAUACAUGAAGCUCGAAAGAAAAAUUGAAAAACUUGUGGAGCAAGUUAAAAAAAUGGGAUCAUCCAGGUCGCAGAAACUGACAGUGUUUUCCAUGGCUUUCAAAGUUCUCAUUAACAUACUCCAUGCAGUCACGAUGAUAUCCAUCAUUGUAAUGUUCAAGAAUGAUCCACUGUACAUGUUCCCGUCGGACUGGUUUGUUCCUAUCAACAGAAUAAUCGCUUUCCCAACUGGUGUUUCAGGUGGUUUAGGGGUGACAUGCUGGAUACUUGUGUGCAGCUCAGUGGUGUCCCGCAUCAAGAACUUUGUGAAUGUCCAGCCCGCUGCACAGGACCUCAAGAUCGACUCCUGAUACCAUGGCAACUUUGCACAACAAUGGAACUGCUAAGGAGUUGCUAUGAUUGCGGAGAAUAUUCAGCUGAUCAAUGCAGAUUGUUACCUGUUUAUUUAAUUAGACUUAACCCUUUCACACUCAGAAGCAAAGUGAAAAUGGCUAUAUGCAAACAGCAUAAAACCAGAACAGCCUGUGAGUUACUCGUAGUCUGUUCAGGUUUUAUGCUGUUUGCCACUCACAAGUAAAUGAAGAGUUUAAAACUUGGAUUUAGUAAGAAAGGUCUUUAAUUAAAUUUAACUUUUUAAGGGACUUCAAAUGCGUCAAAAUACGUAUCUAAGUGGUACAUUUUGUAACGGGUUAAUAGUGUCCUCAUGUUUAUAAUGUAGCUAUUGUAAAAUGUGUUGUGAAAACAAAGCUCCAAUAGGUGUUAUCCAGAUCUUCAUUACUUUGGAAAACCCAUCUUAUCUGUAGGUACAAACAAUGCUGACCCAUUUUAUCCACCAAUGAUAGUUGCAUUAAAAUAAUAACAGUUGAAAUGGCCUGUGAUUUUGAAAAGAUUUUAAAUGUGUCCUCUUUGUUUCGCACACAAAUUGGUGGGUUGUUCUAACAUUUAGACCAUUUCGGAGUACAUACUUUAAGUAAAUCCAACUUGAAGGUUGCAGUGUAGUGGAUAUGGUGUUUGUUGGCGAUCAGGAGGUCUCGGAUUGGAUCUUUACUCUUUAAGCCAAAGAAUUCUCAAGAUCUUUUCUUUACACACAAAGCGCUGGUGCUAUCAAAGAAACGGGUUUAAAAGUGUGUCAAUAAGCUUACAAUUGUUGAUGCAAUAGAGCUGAAAUGAAUGAGUUUAAACUAAUGGAAAUCCAAUUGUGCACCCUUGUUUGAUCUUCGUUUUUAACCAGGUUUUCCGAAGGAAAAAACUGGUUAUUAGAUUGGCGAAUGCGGGCGGGCUGGCUGGCUGGCUGGCGGGCUGGCUGGCUGGCGGGCUGGCGGAAUAAGCUUGUCCGGGCCAUAACUAUGUCGUUCAUUGUCAGAUUUUAAAAUCAUUUGGCACAUUUGUUCACCAUCAUUGGACGGUGUGUCGCGCGAAAUAAUUACGUCGAUAUCUCCAAGGUCAAGGUCACACUUUGAGUUCAAAGGUCAAAAAUGGCCAUAAAUGAGCUUGUCCGAGCCAUAACUAUGUCGUUCAUCGUCAGAUUUUAAAAUCAUUUGGCACAUUUGUUCACCAUCAUUGGACGGUGUGUCGCGCGAAAUAAUUACGUCGAUAUCUCCAAGGUCAAGGUCACACUUUGAGUUCAAAGGUCAAAUAUGGCCAUAAAUGAGCUUGUCCUGGCCAUAACUAUGUCAUUCAUUGUGAGAUUUUAAAAUCAUUUGGCACAUUUGUUCACCAUCAUGGGACGGUGUGUCCCACGAAAGAAUCACGUCAAUAUCUCCAAUGUCAAGGUCGCCACGACUAAAAAUAGAUUUAAAAAAAAAAAAAAAAUUACAAAGGGGGUUAAUUUUUUUUGGUCAUUUCAAAAGUUCAGUUUGAGUUUUCUCCCUUUAUCAGAUUUUUUUUUCACAAUGAAAACCUGGUUUUGUGACAAUUUUGUCCCUUGUUAUUGAAUUAUUAUAAUAACAAACGUUUGGUAAGAAUACCAGGGUUAGUUGAAAAGAGUUUUACAUGACCACAAAGUUUGCAUAAUGUUUUCAUAAUUUACUUACAUGAUGCAUACAUUUCUAUUACCAGGGUAUCAAAGACCGGGCAUUAAUGCUUUCAACAUUAAAUAUAUUAUUAUAAGAAUCAUUUUAUAAGUUGAACAGUGUAAGAAUCGAACAUAUCUUAAAGUACGAGUACACGAAUGUUCUUCUCCCAUUUUUAUACGCCCGUUUUAAAAAAAUGGGACGUAUUUUAGUUUCACCUUGGCGGCGGGCGGCGUCCACAGCAGUGUCCGCUCUCUUAUUAUCCCCCACCAUAGGCGGAGGGAUAUUGUUUUGGCGUUGUCCGUCUGUCCGGCACUUUUUUGUCUGGAGCCAUAUCUUGAAAGUGCUUUGGCAGAUUUCAUUGAAACUUGGCAUGAGUAUAUAUAUGGAUAAGAGGAUGAUGCACGCCAAAUGGCAUUGUACACCAUCGGAUAAUAUCAGAGUUAUGGCCCUUUGUAUCUUGAAAAAAAUGCUUUUUUUGUGUGUCCGGAGCCAUAUCUUGGAAGUGCUUUGACGGAUUUUAUUGAAAGUUGGUAUGAGUAUAUAUAUGGAUAAGAGGAUGAUGCACGCCAAAUGGCAUUGUACACCAUCGGAUAAUAACGGAGUUAUGGCCCUUUGUAUCUUGAAAAAAUGCUUUUUUUGUAUGUCCGUAGCCAUAUUUUGGAAGUGCUUUGAUGGAUUUCAUUGAAAGUUGGUAUGAGUAUAUAUAUGGAUAAGAGGAUGAUGCACAUUGGCCUUGUCCAUCCGUCCAGAAUACUUUUGUGUCCAGAAGUAUAAUGGCGGCGGAUAUCAAUUCAAAGAGUUUGCUUGUUCAAAUAGUUUUCAUCCGAUCUUCACCAAACUUGGUCAGAAGUUUUAUCUAGACAAUAUCUAGGUCAAGUUCGAAUAUGGGUUGUGCCGGGUCAAAAACUAGGUCACAGGGUCACUUAGUGCAUUUCAAGCAUUUAGCAUGGUGUCCGCUCUCUAAUUGAAGUAGUUUUUAUCCGAUCUUCACCAAACUUGGCCAGAAGUUGUAUCUGGACAAUAUCUAGGUAAAGUUCGAAUAUGGGUCAAGCCGGGUAAAAACUAGGUCAAGGGGUCACUUAGUGCAUUUCAAGCAUUUAGCAUGGUGUCCGCUCUGUAAUAGAAGUAGUUUUCAUUCGUUAAUCACCAUACUUGGUCAGAAGUUGUAUCUAAACAAUAUCUAGGUCAAGUUCGAAUAUGGGUCAUGCAGGUUCAAAAACUAGGUCACUUAGUGCAUUUCAAGCAUUUAGCAUGGUGUCCGCUCUCUAAUUGAAGUAGUUUUCAUCCAAUCUUCACCAAAUUUGGUCAGAAGUUGUGUCCAGACAAUAUCUAGAUCAAGUUCAAAUAUGGGUCAUGCCGGGUCAAAAACUAGAUCACGAGGUCUCUUAGUGCAUUUGAAGCAUUUAGCAUGGUGUCUGCUCUCUAAUUGAAGUAGUUUACAUCUGAUCUUCACCAAAUUUGGUCAGAAGUUGUGUCUAGAUGAUAUGUAGGUCAAGUUCAAAUAUGGGUCAUGGUAAAGUUAUCAAGUUGUGCAACUCUUGUUGUAAAUGCAAUUUGUGAUUUACUGUCAUAUUAAAUUUUAACAAUCCUAAUGUUAUACUACUUAAUAUAUAUGCCAUUUCUUUAUGUGUGGAACAGAAGCCACGCAAUACAAUAUUUGAGUUGAAAGUCAAGGGCAUUAAGACCUUUUUACUAAAUAUACAUAAACAAAACUUGUCAAAUUUGUAUAUACCAAGAUAUUUACCACUUUUAAUGCUGUUGCUAAUUUCAUUUAUUUUGAUAUUAAGAUUAACCAUUACACAGACAAGUUAAACAGUUGUGGUAUGUGGUGCUGUUUACUAUCACAGAGGUGGGUAGUUUUAUUUAUUUCUUUGUUUAUAAUCGCAUUGUGCUACUUUUACAUAUGUCCUAAUAUUAUUUGAUGAUUUAGACAGCAAACUCUUUUUAGUGUCAAGUUAAAAUGUGAUUAUUGUAUCAUAUUUUGUACACAAAAGACAUGAUUAAAAAACAAAUUUUAAGGUUUUUCAACGAAACUAUCAUUAGGGCAUUUAGUCUUCACUAAUUCUUAACUUUUUUGUACAAUAAUGUUGAGAGAAAGAAAGCCCAAAAUGAGAAAAACUAAAAAUUGAGUUAUGCGUCUAAUUUAUCCCUUAUUGGUUGGCCAUGAAUAAUGUUACUAUUAUAUUAGUUGAUAUAGUGCGUUAUAUUGUAUGUAGUUAGUAUUAUUUUAUGUUAUGUUGUAAGAUCUUGAUACAUUAAGUGUUAAAAAAAUGCAUUUAAAAACACCUAUGUUUGGUCGAUUUGUUGUUUGUGUUGUUGUUUUCGGAUGUUUUAAUAAUAUGAUUUCUGAACCAUCACCCUUGAUCUGUUACAUCGUUUCUUUUAAUUGAAAGUAAUGGAACGAUUGUUACCUUGACCCCAACAACUGACUUGAAGCACUUAUCAAAGAAACGAAUUUGAACAACGAGGCAAACACCCGAUGAUUGACAUUCUUUUGACAAUACAGUUUUAUAUGUUGAAUCCAUCGCUGUCCAAUAAUUUUCCGGUUUUCUCGUGUUUGGAACUUUUGAUUUGUACCGACAUAUACCUUUUAUAUUGGAUAGCAAACAUUGACAAAAUACAUAAUGCUAAAACUUAUAACCCUGCGUUUUCCAGUUGUAAUAUUGCUUCUUGUAUUUUUAUGACUUUAUUUAUAAUUAUUGAAGACAUUUUUUGUGUUAUAAGUUAUAUAUAUGCCCUAAUGUAUUUGUAACAGGGUACAUUUUAAACUAUUUACAAUAGUAUAUCUGAAGUAGUAUGUACUAGUGAAUAUAUGUACUCGUAGAUCGAUUGGUUUGUUAAUUAUUGUUAAUGACGUAUCUACCAUGUGUAUCCUCUCAUAAUUUAUGAUAGGGCUUUCCACAAGUGUAAUUUUGCCCAUUUUCUUUGUAUGUACAAAAUAUCCAUUACACGCAUGUCGCAAUGGACCAUCCGAGUUGUUACUAUUGUGCAAUAAAUAAAAUGAUGAUAGAUAGAA
Messenger RNA from Dreissena polymorpha, 5427 nucleotides. Its product is annotated as guided entry of tail-anchored proteins factor 1-like. Gene Ontology annotation, biological process: tail-anchored membrane protein insertion into ER membrane. The transcript is spliced from 5 exons. The coding region runs from base 207 to 746 and encodes 179 amino acids. Lineage: Eukaryota; Metazoa; Mollusca; Bivalvia; Myida; Dreissenidae. The record is from RefSeq and is a predicted model, not a curated record.